ACCUACACCCCAGACGAUGCCCCCGACAAGUCUGAACAGGGCCAGGCCGGCACCAACAAGUGCGGCACCGGCAACGACCAGAACUCGAUGUGCCAGAACGUCUACGUGAACUCGCUCGACGACUUCUGCCUCUUCGCGCCUCCGAAUCCCGGCGCGUCGUCGACGAUCGGAGACACGGAGCGCAUUGAGGUCGCGUGGUGCGUCCAGGGCGGCCACGGCACGCGCGUCAUCCCGGACGGCACGAUCACGGGCGCGCACUUCGUCCAGACACCGGACUAUGUCCAGGUCACCGGCGUCGGCGACUUCACCAAGAUCAACAUCCCUCAGGGCGACGAAGGAGGAGAGCUCGACCCGCACGGCGCGGACGGCAACGGCAAUCCGAUUGGCGGACUCGUAUUCUCCAACGCCUUCGGCAGCGUAACUCAAAUGCACGAAUGGACGAACUUCAUGGCCUAUAACGAGUUCUGUAUACGCGCGUGCAAGGGCCCCAACGCCGCUGCGCUCUGCCAGCACAUCUACGAUGUCAUGGGUUGCGACUGGAACAUGCCUGGCGACUACUCCGCCGGCUCCUUCGACUCCUGCCAUGGAGACAGCGGCGAGCCCAUGGGUGUAUACGGCACCUCCACCUUCCACCAGGGCCAGCCUUCCACGCCCGAUGCCCACCCUGCCCCACCCAAGUCCCAAUGCCAGCAGGCUAACACGAUCGCUAAC
Dichomitus squalens LYAD-421 SS1 is the source of this 711-nucleotide messenger RNA. RefSeq lists its product as uncharacterized. The transcript is spliced from 5 exons. The annotation marks the transcript as partial. NCBI's taxonomy places the organism in Eukaryota, Fungi, Basidiomycota, Agaricomycetes, Polyporales, Polyporaceae. The record is from RefSeq and is a predicted model, not a curated record.